GAACGACAAGGCUCCGCUCGCGGCCCAUCCCACUUUCAUGCGCGCUGUUUGAUAUUUUUGUGCGCGAUGAAUCAAGCCCCAGUGUCGUGCAUACCCAACGCCAAGAUGUCCAAGGCGAAGAAAGUGCUGGACGAGGCCCGUGCCUCCGGGAAUCCUGAAUUGGACCUCAUGGAGAAAGGAAUCAGUUCCUUCGAGGAGAUGCCAGGGCUCCUUAACAUGGCCCACAUCACUAGAUUGACCCUAAGCCACAACAAGAUCGUCGACAUACCCCCCGGUUUGGCAAAUCUUGUCAAUCUUGAAAUUUUGACCUUAUUCAACAACUAUAUUGAAGAAUUACCUGUUUCACUAUCUUCCAUGCCAAAGCUUCGAAUCCUGAAUCUUGGGAUGAAUCGCCUGAAUGCCCUUCCUCGUGGAUUUGGAGCUUUCCCUGUGUUGGAGGUGCUUGACUUGACUUACAACAAUUUAAAUGAAGAGAGUUUUCCUGCAAACUUCUUCAUUCUGGAAACCCUCAGAGCCUUGUACCUGGGAGACAAUGAUUUUGAAUUCAUACCCUCAGAAAUUGGUCAGCUGAAAAAUCUGCAAAUUUUGGUGCUCCGAGACAAUGACCUUAUUGAGAUACCCAAAGAAAUUGGAGACUUGACUCGCUUAAGGGAGUUGCAUAUCCAAGGCAACCGGUUGACAGUUCUUCCUCCUGAGAUUGGACAAUUGGAUCUUAUUGGCAACAAAUCUGUUUUAAAAAUGGAUUACAAUCCAUGGGUUGCACCUAUAGCCGACCAACUUCAAGUUGGAAUAUCUCAUGUAAUUGACUACAUAAGAUCCGAGACUUACAGAUACUUAUUCAGCCGCCAUGUGUCUGUGAGAGGACCACCUCCACCCAAAUAUAUUGACAAGACAAAUAAGCUAUCAAGAAUCCGGAGGAACAUCUAAAGCAUUGUCUAGGGGAGGAAAGUUUUUAAGAUUUCGCUGAACAAGAGGGGAUGUUUGGUGGGACUUUUGAUGGAUGAAAUUUUCUUAGGAGCAUAUACCUCAGUAUUGUUUACCACCAUUGCAUUUUCAACUAGGUCCUGUGUGAUAGACCCCAUCUUAGUUUUGUAUCGGCACAACUAUUGUUUAGCUUGUCAAUAACAUUUUUCUGUGGAAUUUAUGUACAGAAGGUUAGGAAAAUCCUUCAGGAGUCCAGCUAAUAUUAUUUUGUUCAAACUACUCACUGCCAACAGCUUUGUGUUAAGGUGAAAUGUACCUCAUUUCAAUUAGGUAUGACGAUCUGCCAUUCACAGCUAAUAUUUAGCUGUUUUUAAAUUGAAGUUUAGUCAUACAUGCAGUGCCUUAUCUAUCAUGUUUAUCUGUUCAGUCAUACUUAUUGCUAGUCUUAGCAGAUUUUUGUUGUGUUGACUUUCUUUUCUAACAAAGUUCCAUUUGGAUGUUAUAUGAUGCUUUUUUUACAUGUGUUUGGAACUAAAUCGACUAUACAGAGAAGACUCUUGCUUACGUAGCCUUGUGUUUUAUACUAAUUUUGUCUAGGGAAUAAGCACAUUAUCAAUCUCAUCUUGUCCUUCCCUGUGCAUGAUGAUUGUGCCUCUCUUUGGGAUCAAACUUUAUCAUCUGUUCAUUGGUACUUGAUUACUAAUAAGAUAUUUUUGGACUUACUUUUUAUGUUAUUGUUAAACCAUAUAUUAUGUUGUCAUAAAAUCAUGUAGAUACUAAUAUAAAGACUGUUAUGUAGUAUAGAUGUAUUUUAUGUUAUUAAUGGUGCUAUUCAGUAAUUUAACACUUCACCUACUGUCUAUUUAUUUAAAUUAAUGUGUGAGUGAUGGUAAAGGAACAAUGAAUGACUUCAUGUUUUGUUCAUAACUUUUAUUUUGAUCAAGUACUUGUUGCUCAUGUUUGAUGAGCAAAAUUUAUCUUAUCUGAUAGAAUAAAGUUACAAUUUUGU
Molecule: messenger RNA, 1933 nt
Organism: Thrips palmi
Lineage: Eukaryota; Metazoa; Arthropoda; Insecta; Thysanoptera; Thripidae
Gene: ics
Product: ras suppressor protein 1
Exons: 8
Coding region: 67-927 (286 amino acids)
Molecular function (GO): protein binding
Source: RefSeq, a predicted model, not a curated record